AUCAAGGAAGUGUCAGUCCAGCCAAUCACAGCAGCGUUUGCUUGCCGAUUAGGCACUAUCAACAUGGCAGCUUUUUGAGUUUUGGAGGAGGGGACCUGGUGUAAAUAAACACAAAUUUCACGUUUUACAGAUAACGACAGCGUUCGCGUGUUUGUGUUUAAGACUGGUUGGACCAUAGAGGGAAAAUGUCGACUGACGGAAAUAAAAAACAGUUCUGGAAAAGAAACGCAGCGAAGGUUCCUGGCAGCAUUCAGCAUGUGUAUGGCGCACAACAUCCACCUUUCGACCCGCUCCUUCAUGCAAACCUGAUUAAAGCAGGCAACAAGCCUCCUCCGGCCACACCAGGCAAGCCCAAGAAGGCUACCACCUUCCAGGAGUUUGAGAGCAUCACGAGUGAUGCCUGGGAUGUUGGCGAUGAUGACGACGAGUUGCUGGCCAUGGCUGCACAGAACCUUAAUAUCGAGGUGGUCAUGGAGACAGCCAAUAAGGUGAUCGAGAAUCACAGCAAGCAGCAGGAGAGACAGAGGCUGGAUGACACAACAGAGCUGGAACAGAGAGAAGAGGACACGCAGGAGGAGGUGGCAGAGGACGAGGAGGACGACGAGGAAGAUGAGGAGGACAGGGUGGGGGAAGGAGAGAUCACCAGCCCAGAGGUGUCGUUUGCCUCACAGAGCAGCUCUUACACUGAUGGCCGCCUAGUGAAGUCCCACAGCGAAGCUCCAAUUGGGUCACCUAAAGAUGCAGCAGGUGAGCAUGCAGCCCUCCACAGACAACGGUCUCUGCCCCAUCGGCCACCCGUCAUCCCACUUGUGGCUCGGAUGGCUGACCAGAACACAUCUGGCACCCCGGCCAUGACCGAGAGGGAAGCAUCCCGUCUUGAUAAAUUCAAACAGUUGUUGGCUGGGCCCAACACAGAUCUGGAAGAGCUACGGAAACUCAGCUGGUCUGGAAUCCCACGACAGGUCCGACCGAUAACGUGGAAGCUCCUUUCAGGUUACCUACCAGCUAAUGCGGAAAGGAGAGACAGCGUCCUACAGAGGAAGAGACAAGAAUAUUUUGGCUUCAUACAGCAAUACUAUGACUCCCGCAAUGACGAACACCAUCAGGACACAUACAGACAGAUCCAUAUAGACAUUCCUAGGAUGAGUCCCGAGUCUUUGGUCCUGCAGCCAAAGGUGACAGAGAUUCACAUUGACAUACCGAGAACUAAUCCUCUUAUUCCUCUCUUUCAACAAGCUUCUGUCCAAGAGAUUUUUGAGCGGAUCCUCUUUAUCUGGGCCAUCCGCCAUCCAGCCAGCGGCUACGUGCAAGGCAUCAAUGACCUGGUCACGCCGUUCUUUGUCGUCUAUGUCUUUGAGUACAUUGAGGAGGAAGUGGAAAACUUUGACGUGUCCAGUCUCCAGGAAGAGGCUCUGAGGAACAUUGAGGCUGACAGCUUCUGGUGCAUGAGUAAACUGCUGGACGGCAUCCAGGACAACUAUACAUUUGCCCAGCCAGGCAUCCAGAGAAAAGUCAAGGCCCUGGAGGAGCUGGUCAGCAGGAUUGAUGAGUCUGUGCACCGCCACAUGCAGCAGUACGAGGUGGAGUACCUGCAGUUUGCCUUCCGCUGGAUGAACAACCUCCUGAUGAGGGAGCUGCCACUACGCUGCACGAUCAGACUGUGGGACACCUACCAGGCUGAACCAGAGGGCUUCUCCCAUUUCCACCUUUACGUGUGCGCAGCCUUCCUGGUGAGGUGGAGGAAAGAAAUUCUAGAAGAGAGGGAUUUUCAGGGUCUGAUGAUCCUCCUGCAGAACCUUCCCACAAUGCACUGGGGCAACGAGGAAGUGAGUGUACUGCUGGCCGAGGCCUACAGGUUGAAGUUUGCCUUCGCUGACGCGCCCAACCACUACAAGAGAUGAUAAGCGUGGCUCUCUGCAGCUGCUCCCUUCCUCCUCCUCUUAUUCCUCCUUUCCUGCCCUGCAGUUGUCUACUGAACUUAGAGACCUCUAUUCCUACAUGGAAGGAAAAGGGGAGCUUUUCUUAACCUCCCUUACCCAUAUCGCCCAUGGUCCUUUCAGCUACUAAGAGAUUUGAAUCAACCAAUGACUUGAGAGGACAUGUGGUGUAGCAUUCUAACAUGUUGAUAUGGAGCCUUUUUUUUUUUAAAUUAUUUUUCUCUGAUCAGCUCUGAAAUGUGCACUCCUUCAGUCCAGUGCACAGCCCUCGUCAUCAUUGAAGACCACGACUUUUUGGUCCACUCAAGCUAACGCCUCAAAGUACAACCUCAGGCCUGAUGCAGGACCACAAGCUGUUGCUCAGCACCGCCGGGGAUCAGUCUGGCUCAGAAAAAGUUCUUUCCUGCUAAUUGUUAUUUGUAACACAUAGUUCCCCCCCCAGAGGCAAAAAUGUGACCCUUUUUUAUUUUUUCAGUUUGCAAAGACAAAGAAAGAUGGCAAACGGGCACAGCGCUAGAUGCUUUACGUAUCUGAACCCCCUCUCCUGGUGACAACACAACCUGAUGGAACAUGACAUCUCCUUUUUGUCUUUCUUUUCUCUCCUGCUUCGUGCCAGAAGGGACACAGUUUGUUUCCCUUCAAACACGCUGGGACUUUACAGAGGGAGAGAUUGUCAGUCUGUGAGGGGAGGCAUGUCUCCCCCCUUCCACAAACCACUCCGACUGAGUCCCCCCACCUUUAUCCCAUCCUCCCACACGAACUGCAACAUAACGGCGUUCAAGUGUAAGACAUUACACACAUCGGUAUCAUGAACACAUCGGUAUGGGAUCAAAAUAAACUAUUUGCAGUUCCAUUCAGAAAUGGAAUCAUCCUCGUGGAAGCUAAAUUUGGUAUUCACAGGGUUGUUUUUUAAGAUCCAAAUGAACAAUUUUUGCCUUAAUUAAUAUGUUUCUUUGUUUUCUCUCACUCCUUCCACUCCUUCUGUCUUUUGGGCCGUAUUUUCAUGGGUGCACAAAAAACGUUUGUUGUCUGUUGAUUCGGUGUAGGUGGAAAGAGUCUGACAUGUUGCUGAGAAUAGGCUUUAGGGGACCACGUCUGUUUUCAGCACAGUUACUCAUUUGAUAGUUUGCUGAUUCCAACAACAAGCACAAAUGAAAAGUGUGACGUUUGCAACAGAGAUUAAGCCCAAAUAAAGCGAAACACUUUGAUUACACUCUCUUCAAACAGUAGUUCCACCUCAAAAAUACAACUUUAAAUCACGUAAUCACGGUGAGAACACCAGUAAGGCAGUCUGUACUGAGUUCAACAUUGAGAGAUUCUUCUUAAUAUGUCAUCCACAAAGUGAAUUGUAAUGCCUAUAAACAUAUUAAAGCAGCAGGUGCAUGUUUUCAUUUUUGCUUUGUUUUUUUGCUGCCUCCAUCUAUAAGGAAUUAUUGCAACUUUAAAAAGCAAUUACACAUGUUUGAUACACAUUGGUUCUCUUAAUUGAAUCAUGUGUAACCAGCACCAGGCUGCUGCAAAAUUAACAAAAUAACUUCUACACUAGUGUGCCCUUAAAACUAGUCUGUUCUAACUUUGUAUUCUGCACAGCUUGUCAGUUUAUCCUGUGCAGAUCAGCAGAGAUAUUGGAGACUGUGACAUCCUAGUUCUGUAUUAGACACACAAUAUAAAGCGCUCUCUUCAUUCAGCUUCAGGAUCCGUCAGUCCUGUCUCAAAAUCCUCCAUAUUGUCAUAAAAAACAAAAGUCAGGGUGCAGCUUUGUGCGCCAUUGCCUUGUUUUCCAAUUGGUCUGGCAAAAUAAUUUUAAAAACUUUCAAAAUGCAUUUGUAAUUUCACUAGGGACAGGCCCUUUGCUGUAAAUACAAAACAUGAUGGAAUAGAGCAGAAUCAUGGCUUUAAAUAUUGUGGUUACAUUUGAUUUUCGUUGGACAGGAAAUGCAUUAACAUCUUUCCCUCGACUGGGAAAAGCUGGACUGAACUCCCCUCUAAUGUGACAGAAGCCUGACAGGCUUAACAGAUGACAAUUAUUCAACUCACCCUUUAAUGUAAAAUAUUUUUGCAUAUAGUAAGCAGCACAUAAAUGAACAAAAAGAGCAAGUGCAUUUAGAUAAAACCUUAUUACUCCCUACUUAACACUGGUCAUCACAAUUGUACUGUUGCAGUACCUUUGUCUUUUUCCUGUCUUACAUUGCUCUGUUCAUAUAGAACACAUGGGAAGUCUUACCCAAAGUCAGUAGCACCAUAUUGGUGUAAUGGGGGGAUGGUGAGGGUAAUCAGACAUUCAUGACAUAACACAAAGCUGUUAACGUUUGGAGCCCCCCGUCGCGACUCCGCCAGGAUCCAUUAUUGUCACCCCAGCCCGCAAAGACGGUGUGCGUAGGUGUGUGAAGGGGAGAUGGAAGGAGAGAGGAACGGGGUUGUGUUUCUUUGGAAGUUUCUGCGCUUUUUCUCUGAGAGCUGUCAGUCUUUGAUCAUACGUGAUUUUCUUUCUUUUUGCACAAUCUGCACCAGUUUCACAAGCCCCUCAUCUCCCCAAUGCUCUCUGACAAGGAAAAACUGCACUUAAUUUAAAAGUCUAUAGCCUUUUUUUCCUUUCUCUCUCUUUUUGUAUGAGAUAUAUUCUUUCAAUCAGCAUUUUAAAGAUUUGUCUUUUCCUUUUUCGGUUUUAUUUUUUUUAUGCUGUUUACAUGACGAGCCUAUGAAGUUGUGCCUGACUCUGGAGACAUGAGACAACAUCCUAGUUAUAUUUUUGACCUCAAAUGAACUUGAAAGGUUUUAGAUUUCUGCAAGCAAUAGUAUGACAUUUUGAAUUUGCUGUGAAAAGACAGAAAAUGUUUUUUUUUUUGUGCACAUCUGGUUUUUGGGUGUGUUAGCCACCAACAUGAACUGUUUAAUAACACUCUGGGCAUUUAAUAGUUCAAACUUGGCAAUUGAACGUUCGCUUAACCCCUCCCCUGGACAUUCAUUGUCCAUUCAAGGCUUAGAAACCGUAACUAGGCACAGCAGGCCUGCCAAGCUUUGGAUUUCUGCACAUGUUGAAGCACUGUGCAUGGGUCUGUAGUAAGAGCGACAGUCGGCAUCUAAAGAGUUUGGAGGGUGAUGUCUUUUUUUGGUAGCCUCUCCAAAACCAAAAACAUGAGGAAAAGGAAUGGACAGUGACGUUAGCAGCAAUUGUUUGUCGUUAUGUCCGGUUAACUAGCUUACUACCUACAGUUGUAACCUAGAGUUACUUUCAAGGCUAAGGAGCAUAUCAUUAGCUAAAUACAUUAGUUUGUGCUGUUAUACUUUAUAUUUUAAACCCGUUUAUGACUAGCACAUCCACUGCUUAGAAUUUCCCCACUAUGUGGAAGCUGGUCCUGCAUGCUAUCAGAGUUUAGGCUAACGUUAGCAGCUCUGUCCUGUCCUUUAUUGGAUUUGGGGACUUUUACACUCCAGCAACACUAACCACCAUUCUCCGAUAUUGCAUUACAUUUACCAAAGUAAUUUGUUAGUCCUCAUCCUUAACUGCUUUUGUCUUGUAAUGUUAAAAGUGAAAACAUACUAUUUAAAAAUACAAACAAGUAUUUAAGCGAAGCAGUCACACAGGGUCUGAUGUUAUAUUUUUACUUAUCAUACUUAUAAUAAUAGUGCUAACUAGCUAGUCUUCCAUAUGGGUCAUCAACUGGCGAGGAUGCUAACUUUGUGCCUGGGACCUGUUAGCUUUAGUCUCAGUCUUUUACCACCAUCAAGUGCAUAUUUAGGAGCCCUUUAAAAGUCAGCUGGAGACAUUAAAAAGUCAGCCAGAGACAGCAUUUUAAAUCAACUCAUGGCGCUAACGUUAGCUUAAUUAGCUAGCUACCUACAGCUGAUAAAAUCUGCCACCAACAGUCGUCAUUUCAGACAGCAAAUUCAACGGGUGCCGGCUAGAAAUGAGAAGCUGCUUUUGUCUACCUCUGUCUGAAAUCAAGGAACCAGUGUUUCAAAAAUGACUAAGAAUUUUGAGUAAUAAAUCUGCAUUGUAAACUGCACAUGUGCCGAGAAUGGAAACCUUGACAGGCGUAGCAACAGUAACUAAGGGGGACAGGGGUUUCACGAACUGUCAAUUAUUGUGCCAUUUAUUAUCCAAAGUCCUACUUUUCAAGAAGUCAUGUUGCCUUAUUGCACAUGUUCAUAUUGGAAACUGGGAGGAAAGAAGUGGUGACCAGGGAUACCCCCCCGGGAAGAGUUUUUUUCUAUUUUUGCUGUAAUGUCAUAUGCAGUAAUUUCCCUUUAACAAGAAGUAGCUGCCUUCUCAGACUUCUGUGAAAAGAGAUGGUUUAAUAAACAGACACACAUUACCAUGCUACCAAUGUCACGUUAGCCUGCCUGUUACCCACUGUUUCUCGCACACGCACGUCUCCAUGGUGAUGAAGGCCCAGGUGGUAUCUGGCUGGAGCCCUUUUUCUAGUAGCCCACACACACACAGGCAAACUUCAAACAUUCUUUGGAUGAUCUUCAGGAGGGUAUCCUUAAGUAACAUUUUCAGCUGCUUUCAUUUCUUUUAGAGUAUUUUUUUUUCUCACUCUACUUCUCCACCCGUGAAAAUAUGUUUAUGAAAACCAAACUGAAUUGGGGAAAAAAAAACCCUCCCUCCCAUGUCUUUUGCCUCUUGAGUACUCAGAAAAAUCUAAUAAUGCUAGAGUGUGUGGGUGACAGGAGAAGUGGUUCUUGAAUUUAAAAAUGUGUACAGAGAAGAUUUUGAAACAAAAAUCUGUAAAUAGAAAGUGUAAAUAAAUCCUAUAUAUGACAAAAUUGCUUUGAAUAAGA
Siniperca chuatsi (mandarin fish) is the source of this 6722-nucleotide messenger RNA. It is a transcript of the gene tbc1d22a, whose product is annotated as TBC1 domain family, member 22a. The coding region runs from base 186 to 1901 and encodes 571 amino acids. NCBI's taxonomy places the organism in Eukaryota, Metazoa, Chordata, Actinopteri, Centrarchiformes, Sinipercidae. Gene Ontology annotation, molecular function: GTPase activator activity. The record is from RefSeq and is a predicted model, not a curated record. Gene Ontology annotation, biological process: activation of GTPase activity. The transcript has 15 exons.